AUGGAUUCCGUUGUUCAAAACUUCACCAGUAAUGCGAUGCUGACCCCCACGCACAAUGCCACAUCUGCUACCGGCAUACAGGGAGUGGUGGAAGCUAUACAAACCAUGUCGUAUUGGAAGCUUUUUUUCACUGUUAUUUGCGUGGGGCUGGUCUGGGACCAAGUAUCCUACCAAAUAAAGAAGGGGAAAAUCGCCGGUCCCAAGUGGAAAAUGUGGCCUGUCAUUGGGCCCUUUUUGGAGUCGUUAGACCCAAAGUUCGAGGAAUACAUGGCUAAAUGGGAUUCGGGUCCUUUAUCCUGCGUCUCUAUUUUCCACAAGUUUGUAGUAAUUGCGUCUACAAGGGAUCUGGCGCGGAAAAUCUUACAGAGUUCCAAAUACGUCAAACCUUGUGUCGUUGACGUUGCCGUCAAAAUUCUCAGACCUUCGAAUUGGGUAUUCUUGGACGGCAAAGCUCACGUUGACUACCGUAAAUCUUUGAAUGGUCUAUUCACGAGGAACGCUUUGGCCCAAUACUUGGAAUCUCAAGAGAAAGUAAUGGACAAGUACAUUGAGAAAUUCAUUAGCUUUUCUGAAGAGAAAGACUUUAAACCCCAGGUCUUUUUCCAUGAAAUGAGGGAAAUAAUGUGUGCCUUAUCCUUAAAAGCCUUCUGUGGCGAUUACAUUACGGAAAACCAAAUCAGAAAAGUAGCUGAUGAUUACUAUUUGGUUACUGCCGCUUUGGAAUUAGUCAAUUUUCCAAUCAUUCUACCUUUCACCAAAACUUGGUACGGCCAAAGGACUGCUGACAUGACUAUGAAAAUCUUUGAAAAAUGCGCCCAAAUGGCCAAAGAUCACAUUGCGGAAGGUGGCAAACCUACAUGUGUCAUGGAUGCGUGGUGUCAAUUAAUGCACGAUGCAAAGAACAAAGACGAUGAAAAUUCCAGACUAUUACACAGAGAGUUUUCCAACAGAGAAAUUUCGGAAGCCAUUUUCACCUUUUUAUUUGCUUCCCAAGAUGCAUCUUCUUCCUUAGCUUGCUGGCUGUUCCAAAUCGUGGCUGAUAGACCUGACGUUAUGCAAAACAUCAGGGCCGAACAAUUGAAGGUUCGUGAUAGUGAUCUUUCUAAACCACUAUCUUUGGAUUUAAUUGAUAGCAUGAAAUACACCUACAUGGUUGUGAAAGAAACACUGCGUUACAGACCUCCGGUGAUAAUGGUCCCUUACUACGUCAAACAGAAGUUUCCAAUUGCUCCUAAUUACACAGCUCCAAAGGGUGCAAUGCUAAUCCCAACUCUGUACCCAGCUCUGCACGAUCCUGAGGUUUAUGAGGACCCUGAAGAAUUCAUUCCUGAAAGAUGGGUGGAAGGAUCUCCAGCAAAUGCAGCUAAAAAGAAUUGGCUGGUUUUUGGCUCGGGUGGUCAUGUAUGUUUAGGUCAAACCUAUGUCAUGAUGACUUUCACAGCAUUAAUCGGCAAAUUUGCUAUGCACACAAACUGGGAACACGAGGUAACACCGUUGAGUGAAAAGAUCAAAGUAUUUGCUACAAUUUUCCCUAAAGACGACCUUCUCUUGAGUUUCAAGAGAAGGAAUCCUUUAACAGGAGAAAUAAAAUCAUGA
Messenger RNA from Lachancea nothofagi CBS 11611, 1596 nucleotides. Lineage: Eukaryota; Fungi; Ascomycota; Saccharomycetes; Saccharomycetales; Saccharomycetaceae. The record is from the annotation of a GenBank genome assembly.